AUGUUACGUUGUGGGCUCAAAUAUCUUGAUGAGCUCGAUACUCUUGAAGAGAAAGAAAGAAAAGAGAAGGAAAAGGAAUUUGCUGCGUCCUCGGCGCCUGUUGCUCCCUCCAACCCCUUUGGUCAAUUUGGUCAAUUAGAACAAACUGGUCCUUCCGACCUUCCUACGACUGGUUUCGACUCUUUCGACCCUUCUUUACUGAGUGCGAUGAAUUCUCCUUCCGUGCAGGCCGCGUUGAACUCCCCUUCUUUCUGGGAAAAUUCGGAUUCUGUCGGCGAAACUCCUCAAACUUCUCAAGGUGCUUGA
Sclerotinia sclerotiorum 1980 UF-70 is the source of this 306-nucleotide messenger RNA. RefSeq lists its product as hypothetical. The transcript has a single exon. NCBI's taxonomy places the organism in Eukaryota, Fungi, Ascomycota, Leotiomycetes, Helotiales, Sclerotiniaceae. The record is from RefSeq and is a predicted model, not a curated record. The coding region runs from base 1 to 306 and encodes 101 amino acids.